This is a messenger RNA of [Torrubiella] hemipterigena, 749 nucleotides long. NCBI's taxonomy places the organism in Eukaryota, Fungi, Ascomycota, Sordariomycetes, Hypocreales, Clavicipitaceae. The record is from the annotation of a GenBank genome assembly.
GGCAAAACGCUCCCAAAUCAACCGGGCGUUGUUCACCUUGUAGCAAAACUGGUAAGGCUGCGGCGUGUGAGUACCAAUGCCAAGGCAUGGCACGUAUUGUCCGGUGGUCGGCGGCCGUGCCCUACUGUAAGGCUGAGUCAACGCCGUACUCUCAGCCUGCUCGCCCUGUCCUCUUCACCUUGACUCUUCCCAUGACGGGAUUGACGUCGGCGCCUGACUUUCUAUUAAUAGAAAAGUAGAAGAAAAUAAUGUCCGAUAUACCACCAGCAUCUUUCAGUGUUCGCCUCGAUGACGGCGAGACCGAUGAGCGCUGCGUGACCAUCCGGCAAACACUCACGCUCGCCAUCAGCGGGUCGUCUGCCUAUCAUGACGCCACUAGCGAGCUUACUAGUAGCAUUGUGGCCAGAGCCGAGAGGGUGUGGAACUCCGUCAAAGAUCUCGACCCCAACCAAGUCGACCAGCCAUUUGAGAACGGCCCCAAUCUCGCUCGCGAUGUGCGGGUGACCAUGGGCUCUAUCCCGGAGGUUUGCUCUGCGUACUCGCCAAACCACCCCGUCCAUGAUUUCCUGAUUGCCUUUAUCAAGGCACUGCAGAAUCUCCCAGAUAACAACGUUCACCAGUGUGAAGAAAACUAUAAUGAAGAUACUGAAGAAUGGGACAUUAGCUUCCCUAUCGUGAGUCAUCUAUGGACUCGAGGGGCCGGUGGUGGAAGCUUUGCACACGAGGCUCUCCAACUUGAUUUUCCGUAG